AUGGUGCUGCAUCUAUUAAAGCUGUUGGAAAUAACAAACAAUCACGUCUAUUCAAACAUCCACCCUACUGAUCUAGAUAAACGAAGCUAUAGAGAACGUCAACAUAAUGAUUAUCUGCUCCAAAGAAUGAUUCGCAAAACACGCGAAAAGACAAUUGCUUCACCUCCUCAAAACAAACCACUAGAUCAACAUAAUGGAAGUGAUACGGUUAAACCCAAGUCGAAAAUACGAACGAAUGUGACGUUAGUUCGGAUUAAUCCUAAUCAUUUGUUUGUGACAAUACGUUAUGGAAAAAGAGAAAGACGAGGACGACCUCGGAAAUUUCCCAUAAAUGGAGGGACAACCGGGAAUGGUACAGCAGAACUACAAAGUCCAGAAAAGGUUCGUAGCAGUAAUCAAAGGCAACAGUACCAACGUCAACAUGAACAGCAUCUACAACAAUUGGAAAAGAAAUUAGGAUCAAGAAAACUGCGGCCAAUUGCUGCAGCAGCAGCAGUAAUGGGAACAAGAGAAGUAGACAGCACACAUACAGAUAUAGUUCUUGCCUUUAAUGAUCGCAAUAAGUUUAAUAACUAUAUUGAAGAAGCCAAAGAAUUACGAAGAUCCAAAAGUAACAACCGAACAGAUAAUGCCGAUUCUAUCAAGGAAACCACCCCAGGACCAGUAUCUCUAGUCAAUCUUCAUCGAUCAAAAAUUAAUCGUAUAGUAUUUCGAGAUUUCGAAAUAGAUACUUGGUAUACAGCCCCAUAUCCCGAGGAAUAUUCUCAAUCAGAGGUGUUAUACAUUUGUGAAUAUUGUUUAAAAUACAUGAAUUCCCCAAUAUCUUAUAAACGACAUCAAUUGAAAAAUUGUAAUUAUUCUAAUCAUCAUCCACCAGGGAUUGAAAUUUAUCGAGAUCCAAAGACAAAGAUCCUGAUUUGGGAAGUUGAUGGAAGGAAAAAUAUUAAUUAUUGUCAAAAUUUAUGUUUAUUAGCAAAAUUAUUUUUAAAUUCAAAAACUUUAUAUUAUGAUGUUGAACCAUUUAUAUUUUAUGUUUUAACAGAAAUUGAUGAAAUAAAUCCUGCAAAAUAUCAUUUUGUUGGAUAUUUUUCAAAAGAGAAAUUGAAUAACUCUGAUUAUAAUGUUAGUUGUAUUUUAACAUUACCAAUUUAUCAAAGGAAGGGAUAUGGGAAUUUAUUAAUUGAUUUUAGUUAUUUAUUAAGUCGACAUGAAUUUAAAUAUGGAACUCCUGAGAAACCUUUAAGUGAUUUGGGAUUAUUGAGUUAUAGAAAUUAUUGGAGAAUUACAAUUGCUCAGAAAUUGAAAGAAUUAUAUUUGAAAUAUUUAUCAUCACAGGAGAAUCAAUUUUCGGAAUCUAAAAGUCAUUUAUCAAAUAUAUCAACCUCAAUCGAUCUGUUAUGUAAAUUGACAGGAAUGACACCGUCGGAUGUCAUUGUGGGUUUAGAACAAUUAGAAUGCUUAAUCAAAAACCCAAUCACUAAUAAAUUUGCAAUUGUAUUAAAUAUGAAGAAAAUAAAUUAUGAAAUAAAUAAAUGGAAUUUAAAAAAUUAUACAAAAUUAGAUUAUUCACAAUUAUUAUGGAAACCAAUGAUAUUUGGACCUAGUGGAGGCAUUAAUUCCGCUCCUGCAAUACCAGUACCUCAACCCCACGCACACCUCCCAGGGGGGAUGAUUCCACCAGUUCCCCAUAAUAGUAUUUCCUUGAUCACAAGUUUCUUAAAGGAUGACAUCAAUAAUCCUUAUACAUUUGAAGAAGAAGGAUAUAAAGAAAUAGAACUCUAUCGUGAAAUGAACAACAGCAACACCAACAACAAUAACGAAGAAGGAGAUUUUGAUUAUGAGAAAUAUAUUGUAUGUCAUCCUGGUAUUUCAUAUAAUAAGAGCAAGACAAAGACAUCUCUACUUGGAGAGGUGAAGGAGAAUGGCGAGACACAUGAUAAUCCUAUUGAAAUAAUGGAGGAGUUGUUUGCGGAUAUAGAUGAGGAAGAAUCUAUUGAGGAUGAUAAAGAGGUUGAUUUUGAAGAGUUUGAAAUCGAAGAGGACGACGAUGAAGAAGAAGAUGAUGAUGACGAGGAGGAUGAAGUAGUUGUCACUAAUGGCUUAGUGAUCGACGACGAUGAUGAAGAAGAAGAAGAGUUUGCUGUGCUGUCUGAAUCGGAAAUCGAUGAUUUCUCGGAUAUUCCACUACCACCUGCUCGUACUACUAGUAGUAGAUCAUCUUCUGAUGGAGAAUUUUUCUCUUUUUGUUAG
Molecule: messenger RNA, 2250 nt
Organism: Hemisphaericaspora subhashii
Lineage: Eukaryota; Fungi; Ascomycota; Pichiomycetes; Serinales; Debaryomycetaceae
Gene: SAS3
Product: Sas3p
Exons: 2
Coding region: 1-2250 (749 amino acids)
Biological process (GO): regulation of DNA-templated transcription
Molecular function (GO): histone acetyltransferase activity
Source: RefSeq, a predicted model, not a curated record